Messenger RNA from Cariama cristata (Red-legged seriema), 267 nucleotides. Its product is annotated as WAP, Kazal, immunoglobulin, Kunitz and NTR domain-containing protein 2-like. The record is from RefSeq and is a predicted model, not a curated record. The transcript has a single exon. NCBI's taxonomy places the organism in Eukaryota, Metazoa, Chordata, Aves, Cariamiformes, Cariamidae. The annotation marks the transcript as partial. Gene Ontology annotation, molecular function: transforming growth factor beta binding; serine-type endopeptidase inhibitor activity; receptor antagonist activity. Gene Ontology annotation, biological process: negative regulation of transforming growth factor beta receptor signaling pathway.
GAGGUGCGCUGGCACUUCGACGCCAAGCAGGGCUCCUGCCUCACCUUCCGCUACGGGGGCUGUGGGGCCAACAGGAACCAUUUUGAGACCUAUGAGGAGUGCCGGGCUGCCUGCUUGGGCAGCGCCCGCCCCACCUGCCUGCUGCCCAUGGUGCAGGGUCCCUGCCAGAACUGGGAGCCCCGCUGGGCGUACAACCACCUGCUGAAGCAGUGCCAUUCCUUCGUCUACGGCGGCUGCGAGGGCAACACCAACAACUUCGAGAGCAAG